Messenger RNA from Erinaceus europaeus (western European hedgehog), 3123 nucleotides. RefSeq names its product calpain 2 (gene CAPN2). Gene Ontology annotation, molecular function: calcium ion binding; calcium-dependent cysteine-type endopeptidase activity. Gene Ontology annotation, cellular component: cytoplasm. NCBI's taxonomy places the organism in Eukaryota, Metazoa, Chordata, Mammalia, Eulipotyphla, Erinaceidae. The transcript is spliced from 21 exons. Bases 54 to 2156 code for a protein of 700 amino acids. Gene Ontology annotation, biological process: proteolysis. The record is from RefSeq and is a predicted model, not a curated record.
CGGCCCCACCCCGGGCUGGAGGCCGCAGUCCGGGUCCCCAGGCUGGCAGCACCAUGGCGGGCGUCGCGGCCAGGCUGGCCCGGGACCGGGAGGCGGCCGAGGGGCUGGGCUCGCACGAGAACGCGGUCAGAUACCUGAACCAGGACUUCCAGACGCUGCGGGCCCAGUGCCUGGAGGAGGGGGUGCUCUUCCAGGACCCCGCCUUCCCCGCCGGCCCGUCCUCGCUGGGCUUCAAGGAGCUGGGGCCCUACUCCAGCAAGACGCGGGGCAUCGUGUGGACGCGGCCCCCGGAGAUCUGCGAGGAGCCCCAGUUCAUCGUGGGGGGAGCCACGCGCACAGACAUCUGCCAGGGGGCGCUGGGGGACUGCUGGCUGCUGGCCGCCAUCGCCUCCCUCACCCUCAAUGAGGAGGUCCUGGCCCGAGUCGUGCCCCCUGACCAGAGCUUCCAGGAGAACUACGCAGGCAUCUUCCACUUCCAGUUCUGGCAGUAUGGCGAGUGGGUGGACGUGGUGGUAGACGACAGGCUGCCCACCAAGGACGGGGAGCUGCUGUUCGUGCACUCGGCCGAGGGUGGAGAGUUCUGGAGCGCCCUGCUGGAGAAGGCCUACGCCAAGGUCAACGGAUGCUAUGAAGCGCUGUCUGGGGGGGCCACCACUGAAGGCUUUGAGGACUUCACCGGAGGCAUCGCCGAGUGGUACGAGCUGAGGAAGGCCCCGCCCAACCUAUUCAAGAUCAUCCAGAAGGCUCUGCAGAAGGGCUCUCUCCUCGGCUGCUCCAUCGAUAUCACCAGCGCAGCCGACUCCGAGGCCGUCACCUUCCAGAAGCUGGUGAAGGGACACGCGUAUUCGGUCACUGGCGCUGAGGAGGUGGAGAGCAGAGGAAGCCUGCAGAAACUGGUUCGCAUCCGGAACCCCUGGGGAGAGGUGGAGUGGACAGGGAAGUGGAGUGACAGCUGCCCAAACUGGAACACCAUCGACCCGGACGAGAGGGAGAGGCUGACCCAGCGGCAGGAGGACGGGGAGUUCUGGAUGUCUUUCAGCGACUUCCUGAGACACUACUCACGGCUGGAGAUCUGCAACCUGACCCCCGACACGCUGACCAGCGACUCCUACAAGAAAUGGAAGCUCACCAAGAUGGACGGCAACUGGCGACGGGGCUCCACGGCGGGCGGCUGCAGGAACUUCCCCAACACCUUCUGGAUGAACCCCCAGUACCUGAUCAAGCUGGAGGAGGAGGACGAGGACCAGGAGGACGGGGAGAGCGGCUGCACCUUCCUGGUGGGCCUCCUUCAGAAGCACCGGCGGCGGCAGCGGCGUAUGGGCGAGGACAUGCACACCAUCGGCUUCGGCAUCUACGAGGUCCCUGAGGAGCUGCACGGACAGACUAGCAUCCACCUCAGCAAGAACUUCUUCCUGACGAACCGUGCCCGGGAGCGGUCGGACACCUUCAUCAACCUGCGGGAGGUGCUCAACCGCUUCAAGCUGCCCCCCGGCGAGUACAUCCUGGUACCCUCCACCUUUGAGCCCAACAAGGACGGCGACUUCUGCAUCCGGGUCUUCUCCGAGAAGAAAGCUGACUACCAAGUCGUCGAUGAUGAAAUUGAGGCCAACCUUGAAGAGAUCGACGUGAGUGAGGACGACAUCGACGACGGCUUCCGGAGGCUGUUUGCUCAGCUGGCAGGGGAGGACGCAGAGAUCUCUUCCUUCGAGUUGCAGGUCAUCCUGAGGAGAGUUCUAGCAAAGCGCCAAGAGAUCAAGACGGACGGCUUCAGCAUCGAGACCUGCAAGAUCAUGGUUGACAUGCUGGAUUCGGACGGGAGUGGCAAGCUGGGGCUGAAGGAGUUCUACAUUCUCUGGACAAAGAUUCAGAAAUACCAGAAAAUCUAUCGGGAAAUCGAUGUGGACAAGUCCGGCACCAUGAAUUCCUAUGAGAUGCGCAAAGCUCUGGAAGAAGCAGGCUUCAAGCUGCCCUGCCAGCUGCACCAAGUCAUCGUGGCUCGAUUUGCAGACGAUGAGCUCAUCAUCGACUUUGACAAUUUCGUGCGGUGUCUGAUCCGACUAGAAACGCUAUUCAGGAUAUUCAGGCAGCUGGACCCCGAGAACACUGGAACCAUCGAGCUCAACCUGAUCUCUUGGCUGUGUUUCUCAGUACUCUGAAGUCAUAACUCAUCUGCCUGAAUGAAGACGUGUCGUGAGAGGGAAUCACUCACAGAUGAAGCUUCUGCAGAGACUUUUUAGCUGGACCUUGAAAUUAUGGGGACAUGCACUUAAGCUGAUGAUGAUAGCUGAAAAUAUUGAUAUUCUUUGAGACAGAACUUUCAAAUAUCAAAGUAAGAGAUUUGCAUACCAUUAUACUCAGUCUGAAUAGGUAGCCCUUGCUAAAUUGAAAGGAAGCUUUUAAUCUGUACAUAGUAGGCACUUUUUACUCUGAUACAGCUCCACUUAGAGCAAUAUUAAAUCAGGACGAAAACACAGGGAGGCACUUCACAGUCAAACAGACAUUAUUAGGUGGUUCUCCAAGGACCUGGGGUCCUGGCUGGGAAUAUUGAGGAAACUUCUCGUUACAAAAUGCAGCUGUGGCAUUUACCAGACAGCAGCCCGAAUGGGGAUUAGUGUUCCCUGGAGUCAAAUGGAAAACACCACCUUGGUUGCAUCUGGAGGUGAUCUGGCCGAGGCUCUGAAAAACAUUCGUGCCUCUACUAUCUGAGCUAAGCCAGACAGGUUAUAGCCACUGGCCUCACAGGAGGCCCUUCACCUUAAGUUCUAGAACCAGCCCAGUCUCCUCUGCCGGGUGUUAGAAUUACUCCAGGGACUCAUCUUUUAUCAGUAUGGCCCAAACCGGGCAUCCAGUUUGCAAAUCAGUCGUGAUGAAAGACAGGCACGGCAAGCUUGCCUACCUCAAGACUUCCUAAACUUCUCCGCCUCUGGUGCGUGUGCCCGGAGUUACGGGGACCUGUGCAUGGCACUGAAGGACACUGCGAAAGAAGAAGUACCCGGGAUAGCGAAUGGCACGUGCUUGCUUCCCGGCUUAACCUUGGGAAAGCGCUUGGGGCGUUAGGAAAAUACUGCCUUGUUGCCUUAUCUUCUGCCAAAUAAUGCUGGUAAAUAAAAAAAGCUGCCUGGA